UCAUUUUCUGAAGUGAUUUUAAUGCUAAUGCUAGUUCCUUAUCAAAGAAUACAUUAUUUUGAAGGCUGUACUCCAGAAUUAGGUUAACAAUGUUUAACAACUUUUUAAGGGCAGCUAGUAUGUGUAUAAAAUUGUGAAGUUUCAUUUUUUUCUAUUUUAAAAAAAUGUAAAAGGAGCUUAAUUGCUCUUGUUUGUAAGAAACAGAUUAUUUUCAGAAUUAUUUACAAUGUGAUCAUGCAAUUGUUGGAUAUUCAAAAAUGAAAAAUAUAGUACCCUAAACAUAAAAGAUAAUUAUUAACUUAAAAGGUACACUUUUACAAAAUAUAAGUUCAGUAAGAAAUCAUUGUGGCAUAAGUGUUUGGAUCGUGGAGAUAACGAAUUAUUUUUUCAGACACAUUAAUUAUAUUCAAGUCUUCUGAUCACAUCUUAAACUAUAGUUAUCCAUUCAAAAUUAAAGUAUGAUUUGAUUUCUAACAUGAAAGAAUAUGUUAAAGUGUACAUAUUAAGCAAGAAAUAAUUGCCUGAGGACCGUGGUUUAUUCUUACAAUCAGAUUUAAAGGACUAAAUGAUGCAGUUAUUGGUCAAAUUUAGACAUAACUUUAGCUUAGUGCCAUGGGUAAAAGUUACUUAUUGCUAGCAGGCAUGCAUUCAGGUAGUCCCCACUUAGUGACUACUCAUUCAGUAACCAUAAGUUGUGACAUCACUAAAUGAGUGGUACUUAGGACUAGUCCUCAAAGUUUCAGCCUUCACUUCACCCUGAUCAUAUGAUCACGACCAUAUUUAAUGUGAGCACCAUUUGCAACUUUACCCUCCUGCUUCCCACAAGCAAAGUCAAUGUGGAAGUCAGCAAGGCAUGCAUUCAGGUAGUCCCCACUUAGUGACUACUCAUUGAGUAACCAUAAGUUGUGACAUCACUGAAUGAGGUAAGGUAAGGUAAGGUAAAAAUGCACUCUAGUAAGCCUCCCUCCCCCCAUCUGGCAGCAUCCACUGUCAACCCCAAAAUUGUUUGUGCAUGCCACUGCAUUUGCCUCUCAUCUAGCAGGACCCACUUACCUGCCUUCUAACCUGCUUGUGAACAGUCUGGGAAUUGAAUUUCCUGACAGCUUCCUCACUGACAUAGUUGUUGGAAGCCAGCCAGACAUUGUGAGUGGGUCCUCACUUAAUGACCAGUGAACCUUGCUUAAGAAUAUCAUUGGGCACUGCCAGGACUACUGUUUGCUAAGUGAUGCUCUCACAUGGCAUUGCACUUUACAGUCACAUCAUUUAGUGACAAAAACUCUGGUCCCAAUUACCAUUAAGUGAGGACUAUCUGUAAACUUCUAUUUGGAACAGUACUUACUAAAAACUCAUUCAGAGGGAAAAAAAAGAUGAUAUUGCCCCAUAACUGAAUUAUUCAGCCAAAACUAGCCUUAGUAUAUUUUUUAGUGUGGUUUCUUUGUAUUCUGUAUCAGUGAACAUAAAAAGAAUGGUAAGAUAUUUUUUCCCCAAGGGAGUUUUUUCCAUAAUUAUUUCAUGCAAUCCUAAAACAAAAACUACAAAAACAAAAAUUGCUAUCAUUCUUGCAUUUUCUGUCUUUUUCAUACUAAAAAGGGCUUUGUUAUACUAUUUUAUUCUGUUAUAAAGUUUUCCACCAGUAGUUAUUUCUGUGCUAGGACUUGCUCUUUUUGAAUUCUGUCUUAGACAAAUAUGUUGGCUUUUAUUUUAAACUAACCAGUAUAAUUGAAAAACACAGGUGAAGCCUACUUUUAGAAAAUUCUGUGUCGCCUCUUCUUAGUGUUGCUCAAUGUUCCAAUUUCCAUCACCAUUGUUGAUGGCUGCCGAGUACUGGAGCGAUGCUGGAUUCAUAUAUUUAUCUAAGAUAAAGAAUACAAAGCAGUGUGCAGGGUGAAAAAGAGCAAAAUCCAUAUGUCAGUAAUCUAGGAUGGCCAGUGAAGGCUCCAAUAUCCCAAGCCCUGUCGUGCGUCAGAUUGACAAACAGUUUCUGAUCUGCAGCAUAUGCUUGGACCGUUACAAGAAUCCCAAAGUGCUCCCAUGCCUGCAUACCUUUUGUGAGAGGUGUUUACAGAAUUACAUUCCAGCUCAUAGCUUAACCCUUUCUUGCCCAGUGUGCCGCCAGACAUCUAUUCUUCCAGAGAAGGGGGUUUCUGCACUGCAAAACAAUUUCUUCAUCACCAACCUGAUGGAUGUCCUGCAGCGAACUCCAGACAGCAGUAUUGAGGAGGCUGCCAUCUUGGAGACUGUCACAGCUGUAGCUUCAGGGAAACCACUUUCCUGCCCCAAUCAUGAGGGAAAUCUGAUGGAGUUUUACUGUCAAUCCUGUGAGACAGCCAUGUGCCAGGAAUGUACAGUAGGAGAACAUGCAGAACAUCCAACAGUCCCUCUUAAGGAUGUAGUAGAACAACACAAGGCUUCUCUUCAAACACAGUUAGAUGCUGUGAACAAAAGGCUUCCAGAGAUAGAUACUGCAUUGCACUUCAUAUCUGAAAUUAUCCAUCAACUGACCAACCAAAAGACCAGCAUUGUAGAUGAAAUUCAUUCCACUUUUGAUGAACUCCAGAAGACAUUAAAUGUUCGCAAGAGCGUGUUGCUUAUGGAACUGGAAGUGAAUUAUGGCCUUAAACAUAAAGUCUUGCAGAAUCAGCUUGAUACUUUAUUGGAGGGACAAGAAAACAUUAAGAGCUGUAGCAAUUUUACCACCCAAGCACUCAGUCAUGGAACUGAAACAGAAGUGUUACUUGUCAAAAAGCAGAUGAGUGACAAGCUAAAUGAACUGACAGACCAGGAAUUCCCUCUUCAGCCCCGUGAAAAUGAUCAGCUGGAUUUCAUAGUAGAAACAGAAGGAUUGAAAAAAUCCAUUCAUAAUCUUGGUACUAUUUUAACCACAAAUGCAGUGGCUUCUGAAACAGUGGCCACAGGUGAAGGACUUAAGCAGACUGUGAUAGGGCAGCCAAUGUCAGUCACCAUCACAACCAAGGACAAAGAUGGUGAGCUCUGUAAAACUGGAAAUGCUUAUCUCACAGCUGAGCUGAGCACACCUGAUGGAAGUGUGGCAGAUGGAGAGAUACUGGACAAUAAGAAUGGCACUUAUGAAUUUCUGUACACUGUCCAGAAAGAAGGGGACUUUAUUCUGUCUUUGAGACUGUACGAGCAACAUAUUAAAGGCAGCCCAUUCAAACUCAAAGUAAUUAGGUCAGCAGAUGUAUCUCCUACUACUGAAGGAGUUAAGAGACGUGUUAAGUCUCCUGGCAGUGGCCAUGUGAAACAGAAAGCUGUAAAGAGACCAGCUAGUAUGUACAGCACUGGCAAAAGGAAAGAGAACCCCAUUGAAGAUGAUCUAAUCUUCCGAGUAGGUACCAAAGGGAGAAACAAAGGGGAAUUUACAAACCUUCAGGGAGUAGCUGCAUCUACAAAUGGAAAAAUAUUAAUUGCAGAUAGCAAUAACCAGUGUGUACAGAUAUUUUCCACCGAUGGCCAGUUCAAGAAUCGUUUUGGUGUACGGGGAAGAUCUCCUGGUCAGUUACAGCGGCCUACUGGAGUAGCUGUGCAUCCUUGUGGUGAUAUCAUUAUUGCAGAUUACGAUAACAAAUGGGUUAGCAUAUUCUCCUCUGAUGGAAAAUUUAAGGCAAAAAUUGGAUCAGGAAAACUUAUGGGGCCAAAAGGUGUUUCUGUGGAUCGCAAUGGACAUAUUAUUGUAGUGGACAACAAAGCAUGCUGUGUAUUUAUCUUCCAGCCAAAUGGGAAAAUAGUAACCCGAUUUGGAAGCCGAGGCAAUGGAGAUAAACAGUUUGCAGGCCCUCAUUUUGCAGCUGUCAACCACAAUAAUGAAAUUAUUAUUACUGAUUUCCACAAUCAUUCUGUCAAGGUAUUCAACCAGGAAGGUGAAUUCUUGCUGAAGUUUGGAUCUAAUGGAGAAGGAAAUGGACAGUUCAAUGCUCCAACAGGAGUUGCUGUAGAUUCUAAUGGGAAUAUUAUUGUAGCAGAUUGGGGAAAUAGUCGGAUACAGGUUUUUGAUGGAAGUGGAUCCUUUUUAUCUUACAUAAAUACAUCUGCUGAUCCACUUUAUGGCCCUCAAGGUUUGGCUCUUACUUCGGAUGGUCAUGUUGUAGUUGCAGACUCUGGGAAUCACUGCUUCAAAGUCUACAGAUAUUUACAGUAAUAGUUGGAAUUGGAUCUUGUUUAAAAAUUACUAGCUGCUGCUAGAGGCCAGUGUAGAUAAUAUUCUGCUUCCUAAUAUUUCUUCUGUUUCCUAAAUAUUUAAAAUUUAAAACUGCAGGAUCUUCAGUAUGUUCAUUCCUUUAUUUUAUUCUAGACCUACUUUGUUUACAUAGAACUUGCAUAGAAUUUAUAUGCUCUGCACUGAAUUUAUCACAAGGAUUAAUAAAUGAGACCCUAUUUCACCCUAUACCCCUCUAAUUAAAAACCUCACAAAGCCUAUAUGUAUGUAAUUGGAUGUACACAUGAAAUAGGGAAUGGACUCAAGAAGGUACUUGAUUCAGAAGAAUUUAUUUCAGUAUGAAUGGGAGAAGUUGUUUAAAUUUUCAUACUUGAAAAUUCUUACUAGUAAUAAUAUUCGUUCCAGCAGGAUGUCUGGGAAUCUUCUAGAUCACAUUGUUAUUGUAGGCAUUUUACUUAUAUAACAUUAUUCAGAUUUACUUAGUAAGUAGUUUAUUUUAGUUAAAAAAAUGUGAGUAAUUCUUUCUGUGUUAAUUGGCAGACCUAACAACUUAAUUUUUAGCAUUAUAAGAAUAAACAUGUUUUCUGUGGUGCGUGGAUCGAUGUACAUAUCUAGCAACUUUUUUACUAUUCAAUAUAUUGUCGAGAUUUUCUUGAAACCUGAAACUUUACUUUGGAAAUGUAGGAUAAUGUAACUACUGAUAUUUCAUAGAAUCAAGUUCCAAUUAACAUCAGGCUAAUUCAUUAAAAAUUGAUACCAGUUUAGCUAAUUUGACAAUUGAUAUUUAUACUUCAUAUAUGUCCCUACAGUGGUUAUGAAAAAAGUCAGUUUUAUUCAGUUGCUUGUUUUUGCACAGGAAAACAAGUCUUACGUAUAUCCUAUUAGAAGUCUUGUAUAACCAAAGGAAGUUUGGGUAGGUGACAGAUUUUGAGGUGGAAGUUGAGAGUUACCAAAGCAGGGUAUGUUUUUUUUUUUAAUUUCAAAAAUUUUAUUGUCUCUUAUAACUAUAUAUAAAUGGGGGAUAUUGAAGAUACUUAAUUAGUGUGAGGCAACAUUGAGUUUCCAAAAAAAGCUCAUAAUUUUCUUCAUUACAAAUGUGGAUACUGUAAACAUUUAAAAAAAACCCAAUUUUAACUAGGCAAUUUUGAUGUACAUGCUUUCUUGGUGUCCUUUCUUGAAAUCUGAAGUUUUAGUUUUAGUGAAAGUUUCUUCUCUUAUGCCUGCUUCUUGGUACAGGUCUUGUGAUUUCCCUUAAUUGGGUUUUACAUCAGAGUACAAACUAUGUUUCAUUUUUAUUUCCAACAGCAACAUAAUUUUGAAUAACAUUGUAUAAUGUUUAGACCAAGUAAGAAUAAAACUGCAAUCAACAGCAAAUGAUGUUUGGCACCAACUUUAUGCAACCAUGCACUUCUUAGAGUAUUGUCAACAUCUGAAAUAAUAUUGCAUUUUCUAUUUCAAUCAUGGUGUUCUCUAAAUAUUUUUCAGUUGAACUAUUGGAAUUUUACCCAAAAUACUGAAAUAACAGACCUAAUUGGAAGAACAUAAAAUAAAUUAUGUAGUUAAUACUGCUGCUAGUUAAUUGCCUAUGUUUUGGAAUAUAAUACUAUUAAAUUGAAAAGAAAGAAAAUGAUUCAGUCCUUUUCUAAACUAAUGAUAAAUAUUGUUUUAAUACUUAGCUAAUAAUUUCAAAUGAUGUUAGAAAACAAUUGUCUUAAAAAGAAUAUGCCAAGAAUCUAAUUUAAGAGUUCCUGGAUAGACAAAGAAAUGUCUGCAAAGGCAAUACACAUUAGACAUUAUUUGUCCUAAACACUGAACCAAUUUGAAAACUGUUUGAAUUGUAAGGGGGAACUGGAUUUCCUAUUCAUGAUUUUGUCAAUAUUUAUUAAACCUAUAAACAGUAACAUUGUAAUUGUUACUGAGUUUCUGGUAUAAAAUGGCAUUUACAAAUUUUUCCAAAUGUUAUUGUUACAGACUUGAUUCAAGGCACAUUGUCAUACCAAUCUGGCUUAAAGUUUGAGAUGCUAAACUUUUGUAAAGAUUUGUAAAGUCAUGUGAUCAGUACAAAUAUUUGCUUGAUUUUUUAAAACGGAUACCAAGCCAAAUCCUAUAGUAACCUAAAUGGAAAUAUUUCUAGUAAAAAUCUGGGAUAUUUAUAUUCAUUUUAAUGAAACUUACUGUAGUUCCCAGUUUAUUAUAUAAAGGAUAGAAUAGAGGCUAAAUUGUCCUAAAUUGAUACAUAUAUAGUAUUUGAUGCAUGCAGGCAUGUCCAUGCAUUCCUUAAAACACUUUCCUAAAAUAGUUCCCGAGUUCUAAUAAAACUUAACUUAGUAAUGCUUUUAUUCAAAUUUGAAUUAUUGCUUCUUUCCUUUGCAACUAAGCUAUCAUUUUAAGGCAAUGUGGCCUUUCCUUUGAUAUUUUUUUGAUUAUGCAUGUUACUGUAAAUUGACUGCUGCUAGAGAUCUGUUGAAUACUUCUCUUGAUCUUAGCUAAAAGGUGAAGAAGUGAAGAGGCCUGCUGAAUUCUAGAUUCUUACUAGAAGUUGAAAGUAUAGAAUCAUUAGACCGCUGAAAUAAGGUUAGGUGAGUCUACUCUGUCACUGAGUAUUUGAAAAAUGCCUAGUCAAAAUUGGAUUGUUUCUUGUUCAUCAAUUUUCCAAAGCUCACUAGUAAAGCAUUUAUGUCCUGUAGGCAGUAACUGAUUAGAUAUUACUGUAAAACUUGCAAUAUUGCAGAACUGCAUGUACAAGAAACCAAUUUGGAUCCAGAUAAACAUUUUUCAGAAUGUAGGCAUUUAUUCUUCUAAAUUAAUAUUCAAGCGUAGUAUGUGUAGAUUCAGUCCAAAUCUGUGACUCUGCCAAACUACAGUUACUUUUUAAGGUAUAUCUGCACUGCAAAUGUGAACUGAGUUAACAGACUCUGGGAGGCUGAAUUGUUUUAGUUUAUAUUUGCAGAACAGACAUCCCUCUUGUAUCAAGUUGUGCUUAUAGCUGCAGUAAUGAGCAAUGCAUAUGGGUUUAUUCCAUGUAAACACUUGCUUGAUACAAGUUUUUUUUUAAUGUUAAUUAAUUUUUGGAUAAACUUGCAAAGUGUAUAUUGAAAGAUUUUUAACUGUAAAAAGCUGUUAAAAUUAGUUAAGUUUUUACACUGAUUUAAAGUUUCAGCAAUGUUAUGAGAAAAUGUUCUCCAUUAUUGUUGACCUUUGUAAACAUUACAGGGCUUUCAACUUUACAGCUACUUUUUCUUUGAUAUAACUGAGGAUUUAGCAUUGCCAUAUGAAAAAAGUGCCCAUUAAGUUUUGCCUGUUGUGUGAAGAAAUGAUAGCAAAGAACAAAAUGAUGCUAUCCAUUGAAAAUGCUGUUAAACUGUGAGCAGUGAUUAAAAACGUGUCCUGAAGAAUGUAUGAAAGGUACUCUUUUUUCUGACAGUGUAGAAUGAUUCCUAAUUGUUGAUAGCUCCUAAUGAAUAUACAGCAUUGCAAUGGAUGUGUGCACAGCCUUAACCUUAAAAGCUUGCUUUUUUUCCCUUUAUGACAUGGGAAUGAUACAUGAUAAGUAGCAUAUACUCUUAUAUCCCAGUGCUUGUAAUUGAACUGUUUCACACAUUGUGUUCUUCGGGUUCUUAAAAUAAAUUAUAAUUUGUUGCUUUGUACAUUCCAGCUUUGUAUGUCAGUUUCAUCCCUAUUUCAUUUUUAGGUACAUAAAGAUAUUAAGCCUCAUGUUCUGUGGAAAUAAUACUGAAAUUGUAAAACUUCUUUUAUUUGUUAUGCUCCCUCAUAGUUUUAAUAGAUGUAUAAUCUCUGUCUUGUUAAGGCUGAGGAUGAAAGCUGUUAACUGAAGAAUGUCUGUAUGUAGAUUUAACUUCAUGUGUGCCAUGGUAUUUUUUAUGGUUUAU
Molecule: messenger RNA, 8064 nt
Organism: Crotalus tigris (Tiger rattlesnake)
Lineage: Eukaryota; Metazoa; Chordata; Lepidosauria; Squamata; Viperidae
Gene: TRIM2
Product: tripartite motif containing 2
Exons: 12
Coding region: 1922-4156 (744 amino acids)
Biological process (GO): negative regulation of translation; proteasome-mediated ubiquitin-dependent protein catabolic process; protein polyubiquitination
Molecular function (GO): zinc ion binding; ubiquitin protein ligase activity; translation repressor activity
Source: RefSeq, a predicted model, not a curated record